This is a messenger RNA of Aspergillus viridinutans, 786 nucleotides long. RefSeq names its product GIG1 family protein. Gene Ontology annotation, cellular component: cytoplasm. NCBI's taxonomy places the organism in Eukaryota, Fungi, Ascomycota, Eurotiomycetes, Eurotiales, Aspergillaceae. The coding region runs from base 1 to 786 and encodes 261 amino acids. The transcript is spliced from 4 exons. The record is from RefSeq and is a predicted model, not a curated record. Gene Ontology annotation, biological process: N-acetylglucosamine metabolic process.
AUGCCUACAAAUACAAGCCUCUCAACGCCAACAGCGGCAUUCACAGCUGUCAAUGAGAACUUUGAAUCAACUACCAUCAGCGUCUCAACUACGCACCUAGCUCAAAACAGGAAUUUGACGGAGAAACUACCGUACUGGCUCGUCAAUGUUCCCCCGUCGCAGUGGCCGGCAGAAUGUCCUGCGUUUCUGCGCGACUUGCCGGCCAAGUCCAUUGCCAUUCUGUCGACACCAGAUACGGAGUACAAGAGGCAGGAUUGGGAGACGGUAAAGGAGAUUGUUAGAAGUAACCGGAUAGAUUUGUUCCAGCGCGUUCCGAGCGAACUGAGAAGGUAUCUUGAAUUUAAAGCGCACAUUGUGGCCAAGUAUGGAUCGAUCAUGCGAUUCAUGGUCAAGAAAAGGCUCCGCUGGGGGGAUGGACAGGCGGAUGAUCUGAGGCCCAAGGGGCGGCCGUUCGAGUUCGAUGAGGACAUUCGGAUUUUGUAUAAUGACUGGCCAUAUGGGGUCGAGGAGGACAUUGUGCAUCUUGUGGUGUGGACCAAGUUCGAGCUGGAAGAUGAUCCUGCCACGGAUGAUUUGACGCCUCAAGCGAGGAAGGAGAUUGAUGAUUAUGUGACAAGGACGUUUCGGUUGCGGGUGCCGGCUGAACAGGUCAUUUGGUUCAAGAACUGGAAGUCGCUCAAGUCGGUCCAUGCAGUUGAACACUUUCAUGUCAUGCUCUAUCAACCGGAUAUGGAAUUCGUCAAGGAGGUUACUCAAGGGGAUGUGCCAAUGACGGCAAGGUUCUGA